CGCCUAGUCAGUAUGUUAUGAAACUUUCCCAAAACUUUCGUAAACUUGUAUUUUACGCCGAUACUUAACAAUUUUGCAACUGUGAGAUCAUCUAGUCGAGUGUUAGAGCUUCAGGCAUACACCUUCUCAAUAUGUCAAGAAGCAGUACAAAAAUGUAGCUCAACAGUUGAAAAAUCACAAUCUAAUCUUGACACCAGUUUCCCAAAUUUGACCAAGCAAGCGAGUAAUAUUGUCGAGAGUGUGCAACAGCAAGACUUUACUGAACUAAAGAAUCAAGCAUCAAGAGUGAUCGAAAAAGUUCAGCAAAAAGACUUUACUGGAUUAUCACAUCAGGCCUCAAAGGUGAUCGAAAGUGUACAAAAGCAAGAUUUUACUGAGUUAACAAAAGAGGCUUCAAAAGCAAUAGAAAAUUUACAGAAACAAAACUUUUCUGAAUUGUCUAAGCAAGCAUCUCGUGUGGUCGAUUCUAUGCAGGAUAAUAUGAUGGCCAGUUCUCAGUCUGUUAAAGAUGAUGUAAAACCAGAUUUAGCAGAGAAUGAGUCAACUCUGAGAUAUGAAACAACAACUAAAGAUGAUUCCAAUCAUAUACGUGAAGAAAUGUCUACUGAUGAUGAGCAGCUACAUACCAAGAAUGACACAUCAAUGAAGGGCAGUAUUAAUGACCAAGCUGGACGUGAUGAUGCAAAACCUAUUCCAACACCCAUUAAACCAAAUAGGAACAAACCCAUAGGUGCAAAGUUAAGUCAAUCACUUAGUGACAGAGCGCGGGAACGUCGUGUGCCAUCUUCGAGACUUGGCAGACUGAUGAGUUAUGGUAGCCUGGCAGCAGGCCUGGGGGUAGGGGCCAUGGCAGAGGUAGCUAGAAGAGGCAUGGGGCUUAGUGAUAGCAGUGAUAAGAUUGGUGUAUUGGACAAAAACCCUUUACUUAGUGACGCCAAUGCUGAGCGUAUUGUGAAUACACUGUGCAGAGUUAGGGGAGCAGCAUUGAAACUGGGGCAAAUGCUGAGUAUACAAGAUAGUUCAAUGAUCAACCCAGAUGUCCAGAGGAUAUUUGAGAGAGUGCGUCAAAGCGCAGACUUCAUGCCUAAAGCACAACUAGAUAAAGCCAUGAGGACUGAGCUUGGUAAUGAUUGGAGGAAUAAAUUUGAAUCGUUUGACGAUAAACCAUUUGCAGCAGCAUCUAUUGGCCAAGUUCACAGAGGGACAACCCUAGAUGGUCGGGAAGUUGCAGUAAAAAUACAGUACCCUGGGGUAGCUGACAGUAUUAACAGUGAUAUCAACAAUCUAAUGGCAGUUCUCAAUAUAUGGCAGAUACUUCCUAAAGGUCUUUAUGUUGAGGAAUUUAUUGAGACAGCAAAGGAAGAGCUCAGUUGGGAGUGCGAUUAUGAAAGAGAGGCUGCUAGCUCACAGAAAUUUAGGGCCCUAGUAAAAGAUGACCCUGUGUUUUAUGUACCUGAAGUGAUCUCUGAGCUAAGUUCCAAGCGAGUCAUGACAUCAGAGCUUGUGAGUGGAGCACCACUGGAUUCUGCAAUGUCCCUUGACCAAGAUACCAAAAAUUUUAUUGCAGAGAAUCUACUGAGAUUGUGUCUUCAGGAGCUGUUUGUCUUCAACUAUAUGCAGACAGACCCCAACUGGUCAAACUUUCUUUAUGAUAAUGCCACAAAAAGAAUAUGUUUAUUGGACUUUGGUUCUGCCAGGGAGUAUAGCAAGGAGAACUUUGUAGAUGGCUACCUUCGUAUUAUAAAGGGAGCAGCAGAUGGCAAGAAGGAAGAGGUUCUAGAAUGGUCAAAGAAACUAGGCUUUCUCACAGGAUAUGAGUCAAAGGCAAUGCAGAAUGCUCAUGUUGAUGCAGUUAUGAUCCUUGGCGAGGCGUUCUCUGAAGACAUAUUUGACUUUUCUACACAGACGACCACACAGAGAAUACAAACAAUAAUCCCCGUUAUGUUAAAACAUAGACUAACCCCUCCCCCAGAGGAGACGUAUUCCCUACACAGGAAACUUUCUGGAUCGUAUCUGUUAUGCACAAAAUUUUCUGCGAAAAUUCAAUGUAAGAAAUCAUUAGAUGAAAUCUGGAAAAAUUAUCAUUUUCUAAAUUUAGAAGCUGCACCCACAAGUAGUUGAGAUUGAUAGAAGGAAUCUGAAUUAGGAAAAAAGUCAUGUUGAAUAUUGUUGUGCUGUAGUCUGUGUAUCUACUUUUCAUGUAUUUAUGUUGUCUACAGAGUACCUCUCAGAUAUCUGAUCUCUGGAAUAGUGAUAUUUUAAAUCUGCUGUGGUCGGAUAU
Messenger RNA from Owenia fusiformis, 2281 nucleotides. NCBI's taxonomy places the organism in Eukaryota, Metazoa, Annelida, Polychaeta, Sabellida, Oweniidae. The record is from the annotation of a GenBank genome assembly.